Messenger RNA from Chionomys nivalis (European snow vole), 771 nucleotides. RefSeq names its product chromatin target of PRMT1 protein-like. The transcript has a single exon. Bases 1 to 771 code for a protein of 256 amino acids. The record is from RefSeq and is a predicted model, not a curated record. NCBI's taxonomy places the organism in Eukaryota, Metazoa, Chordata, Mammalia, Rodentia, Cricetidae.
AUGGCUGCACAGUCAGGGCGGAAAGUGGUGCUAAUAAGAACCACCAAGUUGUCUCUAAAUGAGCGCUUUACUAGUCUGCUGGAGAACAAACAGCCCACGCCAGUGACUUUUCGGGCUUCGCUGCAGCAGCAGCAGCUAGCCAGCGCCAGAAACAGAAGACUGGCCCAGCAGAUGGAGAAUAGACCCUCUGUCCAGGCAGCAUUAAAACUUAAGCAGCGCCUGGGUAACAAGAGGAACAUCCAGGCUCCCUUAGGCCUACCCAGAGGUGACCUGUGCAGGGGAGCGAUUGGAGGACGAGGCCUACCCAAAAUCCAGGGAGGCUUUUGCCGAGGACGAGGAAGAGGAGGACUACGUGGGGGACUUGCCACCAGAAGCCUGCCAAGGGGCGGGUUGUCAUUCCAAGGUCGAAGCCCGCUCCUCCGAGGUGAACAAGACUUUGCUGCCCCACGAAUGGACUCAAGAAGUGGUGCUGUUCCAGGUCGUGGAGGUCCUGGGAGAGGGGGCCGAGGGCGUGCAGCUAUGGGUCGUGGUGGAUUCCGUGGUAGAGGUCUGGCUGGGAUAGGUCGAGGAAGAGGGAACUUUGGAUGCCGUGGUCGAGGCAGAGGUGCCCGCACUCGCCCUGCAUUGACCAAGGAGCAGCUGGACAAAGAACUGGAUGCGUACAUGUCCAACACUAAACGACGCCUGGAUGCUGAGUUGGAUGCCUACAUGGCACAGACAGAUUCUGAAACCGAUGACGGAAGCCUGCCCACCCACCCGCCUACCUCUUAG